Molecule: messenger RNA, 1011 nt
Organism: Trichoderma breve
Lineage: Eukaryota; Fungi; Ascomycota; Sordariomycetes; Hypocreales; Hypocreaceae
Product: SGF29 tudor-like domain-containing protein
Exons: 2
Coding region: 1-1011 (336 amino acids)
Cellular component (GO): SAGA complex
Source: RefSeq, a predicted model, not a curated record
AUGGCUAAUCGGAAAACACAGCGCGAAAUCAGCAACCUCGCCGAGGACCUCGGCCCCUACUACAGCCAGCCGGGCCGCCGCGACAUGUCGCAACGAAAUCGGAGCGGCCGUGGCUCCAACCGCAACAAUGGGGGAGCUCACGGCGAGGAGGUCCAGAUAUGGGACGAGGCCAAAGCAUCGUUCAACGACCUCAUCAACGGCAUCAAUUCCGACAACGACAACCUGGGCCAGCUGGUCAACAUGGACAAGCAGGCCGGCACGAUGGACUCGGACAGCGUACCCACCGACACUAUGAAGCAGAUGGAGGAGCUGUGCCGAUCCGGCGUCAAGAAAUCCGAAGACAACAUCACCGCCGCCAAGAACCUCAUGGAGCGUCUCAAAGUGAUAAGAGCAGUUGUCGUGGCCAAGGAGCAGGCGGAGGCACCACCCACCGGGCCAUCUAAGAGAUCCACCACCAGGACCGACAGUGCUGCUGCGGCCGCCGCCUCUCUCUACGAAUUCAACGAACCAGGCGACUCCCCGGUGCCCAGCCCCAUGGCGGAUAGUGUCGAACCCCCGGGGUCUACGAGCGGUGCUGCGGGGAGCUCGACCAACAAAUCCAAAAUUCUCUUCUCCAAGGGCGACGAGGUAGCAUUUAAGCCCAAGGCUGUCAAUGGCGAACAGACUUCAGACUGGAUACUGGGCGAGGUGGCACAGGUGCUGGGGGAGGGCAAGAGUCGGCGGUACAAGGUUAUCGACAUUGAGCCGGACGAUCAGAGCAAGCAAAAGGAGUACCGCUCUAGCGCCAGCAGCAUGAUUCCCAUCACACCAGAAAGCCAGGCCAGCUCGCUCAAGGAUUACGAAGCCGGCCAUGUGGUCCUCGCCCUUUAUCCUCAGACGACGACUUUUUACAAGGCCGAGGUUCAUAGCAUGACAUCGACGGGCAAGGUUGAUCUCAAGUUUGAGGGCGAAAACGAUUCAACGACGCUACAGCAGGUGGAGCGAAGAUAUGUCAUCGAGUACAGGGUCUAA